CACGUCCAAAAUAAAACAACCUCUGCACCACCCACGAUCAAUUGAAACGCGACAACGCUCCUUCUCCUUCUAUCGCCACACCUCCCAACCAAAUUCUGCUUGAUCCACAUCGGUAGUAAAGAGGCUUUAUUUCCUUCACUAUUCGCAUUCUGCCAUCAUUCGACCAAUUGGCAUCGAGCAUUUCUUCAUUCUCCCGAUCGUGGUUCUCGAGACUGCGAUACAUAUGCUGAGAGCAGGUUAUCGCUAUCAGUGAUCACUUCGUGCGUCAACCCCCACUAUUCCUCUAUUCCUACGACAAUGAGCAAAUAUAGAGAGCUGUCAAAGACGACAAGCGCAAGGUCCUUCGCAGGAAUCUUCACAGCCAUAUCGCAGCAGGAUGAGCAUGGUGUUCGCUAUUCAGACGCGCUGAAAGCCCUUGUAGAGGAAAAGAUCAGUGAGAUUCAGCUUGGGCUAGAAGCCUUCAAGAAACCAUCAGCAGCCUCGCGCUCGGGAAUGGCGACAGCAACAAGAACUGAUGGCAAGAAAUACACGGAAGCGCAAAUGAACCUGGCGAAGCGGCUGAGCGAUGUUGUCAAGCUGGAUGAAUUGCAGGCACUGAAGAUCGUUGACAAGCUAUCGCAGGAGAUAGACGUACCUGAUACAAUCACGGAAGAGUUUGUUGUGAAGGCUAUCACAAUGUACUGGAAAGAGCGAUCUUCGUUAGUGGCACUCUUGGGAGAGCUUGUCAAGCAGGCAAAGGAUGGCGAAUCCGACCCAGAAUACCAGCGAAUCGCUGGUGUUGACAGAAUUCAGACACAGAGCGUCGCCCUGAUCCGAAAGCUUCUUUCACAAUUCAGCGCUAAAGUCUCGGAGGAAGCGCCAGAGUACUUUACGGUCAGCUCGGACUAUCUGGAUCUCUGGAUCGGACAAUCGCUUACGGAGCAAAGCACGCUACUGGAGACCAUGAUCAUACUUGCCUAUGCAGGAAAAGACGCCAAGACAGAGUUGCCAGGAAUUGUCAUCACCACAUUACUCUCGACACAAUUUGGAAAACAGCAACACUACAAGGCAAAGUUCAGGGUUGAGGCGGUCGAUCUAUGGGAGGAUGUCCGUCUUCUAUGUGUCACCCUCUCGAUUGCAUCUCUGGAUCUUGAGAACCUUUACACCACAUCGAUCACGGAGACAUAUGACAGCAGCAACCACACAUUCAAGUCAACCGUUCAAGUCCAGCUUGUGAACAAGGCUCUUCAAGGCGCAGAACGACAACAGGAAUUAGGGCCCUUCAUAUUGGCCUGGUCCAGCGUGCUCUCAGCAAGCAUUGUUUCCAAAUCUGGCGAUGCGACACAGCUGCAGCGAUUGGCGGGCCAAUUCGCAUACGUCUCCAUAGAAACGCUUUCGGUUUUUACAUACCUUCAUGGAAUCUUCGCCAACGAACUUUUCGACAAGGAUCCAAAGGAACAACGGAGAUACAAGAAGCUUUAUUUCUAUCUCUUCGAGACUAUGCUUCUGGAUCACCAACCGAAGACGAUCAAGGACUUUGAGGGGCUGGUUGCAUGUUUGGCGGACUUGCUAACGGAUGAACCGGACCUCUGCGAACUUGUCUGGAGGGAACCACCAUCUCUCGGACAGGGAACAUUGGAAGUCCUUGAAACAGCACGCGGCCGCUUUCCUCUUCAAUUCGAGUCAUUUAUACGACUUUUGACUGCCCUCGCUACCGGAGACGAAUCUUCUGCCAAGCAUACCAUCUACUACUUUCGUCGUCUGCCGACACUUUCUCACUUAAUCCCUUUGUCGACGCCCUCCGUCGAAGUCGAUGUUCACCCUAUCACAGGAGCAACGGUUAUCAGAGCAAUCCAAGAGGUAUCGCUUGGGAUUGCCCCCGACCAUCCCUUCAUGGUAUUGCCUGCAGGAAUGACUGGAAGCCUUAUCUCAGGCGAGAAUGCGGCUCAUAUUGUUCAGUGGAAGCACGAGAACUCGGGAUGGGAUAUUUGUUUUACGAUGCUCGAUGCCUUCCGAGAAUCCACCUUUGAUGACUUUUCUUCAGGCGCAAGGAUCGAGAUGGAUCACGUUAAGGCAAUUCUGGACCUCCUGCAGUCUGUCUUCCGCUAUCCCACUGGCGCGGAAGAAGUUGUCAAUCUCUUCAUUGAAGGUGGACGCGACACCUCACCGAUCCCAACUCUCUUUGCGAUCCUGGAUCAAUGCUCAAAACUUCAGAAGCCAUCGCUAGAUGUCAUUGCCUCUUGUCUGGCGUGCCUUACUCGGUUGUGCGACUCAUUUGCCCAGGAUGUUUGGCUUUACCUGCGACAAGCUUCGUUCUUGCCAUCGGUCAUCACUACAACAGUUCAAUUCACGGGAUUGGGUCGAGUGCAAACCAGCGGGCUCGCUCAUAACAUCCUUUCGCGAUACGAGUGCAUUCAGGGCGAUUAUUCGGUCACACUCGCCUUCUUGACCCUUGUCCACAAAUUAACUAUUAAUGCGCAGCAGAUGGAACUCUGGGACUCGAAGGAACUGCGCUGCCUCAAGGCCGAGGUUCUCUACCCUUGCCUGGCGUACUUUCAGAAUGACGUCUUCAUCAACUACGAAAACUGGUACUACAGGAACAUCCGAGACCGAUUCAUCAUUGCCUCCAAGAUCCUCGCAAUCUUUAAUGACACUCUGGACGACCUGCCGCUCCUCACCGGAACCGAUCCAUCGGAACACAUCGGCCUCAGCACUCUGCAGGAAUACUUGAUCAGGAACUUUUUGUACGAUGGUGGCAAACAGCUUGCUCUGCCGCUUGUGUCGAUCAUCGGUACGGGACCAGACCUGUCAGCCUACUUCUCUAAAUAUGCCCGCCUAGGAGAACUAAGCGAGAUCCGUGGGAUGGUGUUGCAGGGACUCAAGUUUGUCAAGAGCUUGCUGCGCCAUAGAAAGAUGGCCGGCGGUCAGCCGUCGUUCCUGGAGGUGUACAUGAUCGACCGUACUGUGGGCCGAGCGAAUGCUUCUCUUAUUCAAGUGCUGGCAUCGUACAGCGAUUUUUCAUGUGGUGACGGAGCUGCGCUGUUGUCUACGGAAGUUUUGACGCUGCUGUGCUCGCUGACGUUCGAAUGGCAGACCAGACCGUCAUUUGUUGGGUAUUUGGGUACAAACGACCAGGCUCAGCAGCUUGCUUCGACACUGGUCCAUAGGGUGGGUGACGACAACCAGUCGGCAGAUUAUCGAAUUGCUCUCUGGAGCUUAAUCACCAUCACCUUGACGACACAGCCUGGACUCUCGACUCUAUUCUUUUCGAACGACCGUGCGAUCCCAGUUACAGGGCUCACGGGCAGCCAGCACAAGGAUGCCACCAAGAACUCGGUCCUUGUCAAAGCCCUUGACAUCUUGCACAGGAGUGAGGCGAUUCUGGAAAGUGAGGCGGAGAUCCUGCCCCAUGCACUCCACUUCCUGGAUGUUCUGUGGUUUAACGCCAAGGACCAUACGGACGUGGUCAAGAGUCUGCAAGAGAAUGAGUCAUUCUGGAAGGACCUUGGGCAGAUCCUGUUGAGGCCAGAUCGCCAAACGGACUUGGAGAUGGGAUCGUGGGAGGACGUUACUCAGCAGUAUGAUGGAGACGCCCUUGUGCAGGUCUGUCACGUCUUAGCCGCCAAUGCCGACCAGCGCUCACGAGGUCAUGCACUCAGUAUCUUUGCUCUUGCGAUUCAUUACCAUUUCGCCAAAUCAGAGACCAAGACGUUAGAUUUGGAGGCGCUGCCGAAGGGGAUCAAGGAGUUCGUCAGCCUGUGUAUCAGCCAGGGUCGAUUCAUUGAAUGGAACAAGACGAUACCCGAGAUUCAUUACCAUGUCCAAGGUCAUCGCGAGCUCAGAGAGAUGAAACAGCAUCUUUCUUCGCCGUUUGAUUACCUGAAGCUUGCUGUCAGGAGAUGGGAGGAGAUGUAUGACACAGAUUACUUGCCUGGAGAAUCCUUUAUGCUGGAUCUGGAGAGGGCCCGGUUUAAGCUAAUCUGGAAUGGCAGGGAAGUCGAGCACGCGUUUGUGCGCACGGUUUUCCACGUCAACUUGAAUUGGUCUAUGGUCCAUUCGGAGAUGCACCGACUCUCGUCAUGGCGUUUCUUUGUUGAGAUCCUCACAAGCGACCUUGGAACCUCGGUCUGGGCAACCAAGGCUGCGAAUGGAGCAGGAGCAGGAACAUGUUACCCCUUUGUUGACUGUUUGCUUACUCAUAUCGGACGUGAUACCAUGGGUAGCCUGAUCCUUCGAAAGGCGCGCCAGAACUGUUGUCAAAUCUUACAAUCUGUAAUCGAGAAUGCUGCAGUCAUCAAGCGCUCUGAUAAGAAGAACCUAGCGGUUCAUUUCCCCAAGAUUGCGACUAAACUACAACAGUUGAUCCAGAGCCCCGAUCUGGAUAUCAUGGAGACGAUCCAGCGCCCUGAGGAUGCCCAGUCCUCACACCAGUCGUUGCUCCUUACCGAGUUGUUCUGCUACCGUACUUUGCACGACAAGGAAGUUUUUGCUAGCCUGGAUUCGACAGAUUACGAGGCGCUUCAAAAGUCGGCAAUCCUUCUCUUGCCACUCAUCUCUGGCUGUUUUAGGAUGAUUGUCGAGAGCCAUCUAUUAGCACAGCACGAUCACUCGGACAAUAUCGUGGUCUUGUUGGCGCUGCUGGAGGAACUCUGUCACCCUGUCUGGAACCCGUAUCCAGCUCUUUGGAUCCCAAUCCUGCGAAAUGUCGACGUCUUCCGCUUCAAUCUGCAGUUGUGUGCUCGGAGUUUUUCCACAGGCGACUACGACAAUCGGCCUUCGUUCUUCGAGGGCAGUCUGAAUUUUUUGCUGGCUCUCGCAAACGUACCAGAAAUGGCGGCAUAUUUAUGCGAUGCGGGAGUGAUGUCGAUGCUGGCACACAAUGGUCUGACACCGUUACUCCAGAACGGGUUGAUUUCACAUUUGGAUGAGGCUCAUGGCGAUCGUGGCAAUUGGCACCAUGCCUGGUGCAUGAUGCUGGCAACUGUUACAGGACUGUUGCGGUCCAUGGGACCAAGUGAUGCUUUCUUGCAGAUGCUGAUCGGAUUUAUUCAGCUAUACGGCAACCAGGUCAGCAAGGGACUCGACACCUCGACAGACCGACCACUUACAAGUGCGAAGCUGGAGGAGAUGGAGAGGAUUACGAUGCUGUUCUACGAGCUUUCGAAACAUGACCUGCGUCUGGAGUUUCUGGGAGGGGGCGAGCUCUUGAGGGCGUUCUUUGAUCGAUCGGCAUUUAUUUUGCAGCAUUCCGUUCAUCUGUUCACACAUCCGCAUACCCUGGCGUCGGUGAUAUUCCCGGUUACGACAAAGGAGCAGAAGGACAAGGAGGAUUCGGUGCUGUCAACGGCGAUCGAGGGCAAGCUAGCGGCUGUAGUGAGGAACAUUCUUUCGGCGAUCCUGGCGUGGACGGACCCGGCGGUGAUUUUGACGAAAUCGAGUCUGGAGUGGCCUCUCCGCAAGGCAAUCAUUCCGCCGUUCAUGAACACACCUGUGUACGAGCCGGCAUCGAUUGGAACAUUGUUUGAUCUGACUCAGUAUGCAAGCACGUCACUCAAGGAAUGGGAGGCGCGAUUAGAGGGCAAAACUGGAGGCUCUGCGGGAUUGUUCAAGGAUUCGGCGGAUGAUGAGAGACAGAGCAAUGUGAAUGCUUCAGCGUCAGCGAGCACGACCAGCUCAAAGACCUCAUCACGGCUGGCAUGCUUUGGAAAUCUGUCAACGACGGGGAUGACGGCUGCUGCCACACUUGCAGCUUCAACCACAGGCGUCUCAUCAUCAUCGACGGCUGCGAAGCCAGCGUCCAGCAUGACAUCACCACCCAAUUCGAUAUCGUCUUCCGGCGCAAGCACAUCAUCGGCUACGGCUACGAAAGCAAAUGAGUCGGCCUUUGCGACGCUUUCGACGACGACAGGAUCUUCGGUCAGGAUGAUCUCGCUGUUGGAGGACGCAUUGGUGGUGAUUGCGACGCAGCUAGGAUUGUACAUGUAUAACCCGCAGGUGGAUGCGGCUGUGCGAAGGGAUAUUCAGGACCAGUGCUUAGAUUUGAUCACGACAUUGAACUCGACGCAGCGGAUGUUGCAGCGGUUUGAGAAUGUGCCUGUGCAGGUGCGGAAGGAAGGGCUUGGAGCGGAGGCGUAUGAUCAGAUCCGGUCGUUGCGAGAUAGCAUGAUCCCGAUCAUCAAGAAUUUCGCAGAGACCAAGAUUAAUGUGCAGUGAGCGAGUGGCGACCUAAAAAAGAGGGUAAAAGAAAUGUAGCAAACUAUGAAUUACUAUUAAAAAAAAA
Molecule: messenger RNA, 6259 nt
Organism: Gamsiella multidivaricata
Lineage: Eukaryota; Fungi; Mortierellomycota; Mortierellomycetes; Mortierellales; Mortierellaceae
Product: nucleoporin subcomplex protein binding to Pom34-domain-containing protein
Exons: 3
Coding region: 298-6192 (1964 amino acids)
Biological process (GO): protein import into nucleus; RNA export from nucleus
Cellular component (GO): nuclear pore inner ring
Molecular function (GO): structural constituent of nuclear pore
Source: RefSeq, a predicted model, not a curated record